Molecule: messenger RNA, 1068 nt
Organism: Capsella rubella
Lineage: Eukaryota; Viridiplantae; Streptophyta; Magnoliopsida; Brassicales; Brassicaceae
Product: NADH dehydrogenase [ubiquinone] iron-sulfur protein 8-B, mitochondrial
Exons: 9
Coding region: 158-826 (222 amino acids)
Biological process (GO): mitochondrial electron transport, NADH to ubiquinone; mitochondrial respiratory chain complex I assembly
Cellular component (GO): membrane
Molecular function (GO): 4 iron, 4 sulfur cluster binding; NADH dehydrogenase activity
Source: RefSeq, a predicted model, not a curated record
GUGAAUCACUUUUUAUAUAGCAAAAGAGGCAUCGUGUCAAUGUUCAUGUGAGAUCGAACGUUUUCUGGGUUCCUGCAGAAGAUUUACAUCUUUGAGUAUCGUAUUUAGAGGCACUGCGAAGAAGAAAGACCCAAAUUUGAUAUUUGGAGUUGUAUCGAUGGCUUCGUUACUGGCUCGUAGGUCGUUCAAUGCUCUCCGAGCUCGACAUCUCGCUAUUUCAGGGCAAGCUUUACAGGGAUCUCAUCUCUGUAGGCUACAGUCUCGUGCUAUAUCUUAUGGAAGCAACAAAGAUGAUCAAGAAGCUGAGCAGCUUGCUAAAGAGAUCUCCAAGGACUGGAGUACUGUCUUUGAACGGAGCAUAAACACCUUAUUUCUCACUGAAAUGGUCAGGGGUUUGUCGCUGACCCUCAAGUACUUCUUUGAUCCAAAAGUUACAAUCAAUUACCCUUUUGAGAAGGGUCCAUUGAGCCCUCGCUUCCGCGGUGAGCACGCUCUUCGCAGGUAUCCAACUGGGGAAGAACGCUGCAUUGCCUGCAAACUAUGUGAAGCUGUAUGUCCAGCUCAAGCAAUCACAAUAGAGGCAGAGGAGCGGGAAGAUGGGAGCCGCAGAACCACUAGGUAUGAUAUCGACAUGACAAAGUGCAUAUACUGUGGUUUCUGCCAAGAAGCUUGCCCUGUUGAUGCAAUUGUUGAAGGACCAAACUUUGAGUUUGCAACUGAGACACAUGAGGAACUUCUGUAUGACAAAGAGAAACUUCUUGAGAAUGGAGAUAGGUGGGAGACAGAGAUUGCAGAGAAUCUGAGGUCGGAGAGCCUCUACCGCUGAAGAUAUAAUCCGAAUGGCAUUUGCCUAGUUCUUCAGAAAAACUUUUUCGGUUGCUUCUGUUUACACAAAUAAAUAAUGCUUCAGAUUUUGCACUGUUAUCUGUAUUGCUUGUAAGUUCAUUACCGAUGGUAAAACCGAAUUUGGUUUAGUUUCCGGUUUGAGCUGGACCGUACAUUAUGGUUUAUACAAUACCAAGAACUUGGGAAAUGAAGUACUGAAUGAUUCAGUGGUAUUGUUUGUUA